CCCACCGACUACUUGGACGCCCCCCUCUCUCUCCUUGAACACUGGGUGACGCUGUUUUACGCACUGCAAUCCAAACCAAAUCCUGUAUGAGGUGGAAGUUUUUCCUUUCCACGUUCAGUAAUCUGACACCCAAAAGACUCAGCAGCAGAAGGAUGGACCCUUAACUCGGCUGGAAGGACGGAAGGACGGAACAGUCAUCCAACGAGCGCAAACGAGAGGGACCGAGCAGAAGCGAAACGCUGUGCGCAAAAAACAACCCCGUGGCUGCGGCAGUGGAGGAGAGCUUGGGUGCCUGCGCGUCUCCAAAAUAACUGGCUGUCCGCCUCAAAUGAUCCCAAAGCGACAAGUUCCACUUUCCACAGGCGGAUGGGUGACUUUCCACGGCGCUUUGUGAGGAGUAGAUGAUGAAGAAUUUUAGCAGCAGUCCCCUUCACAGCAACAACCAGACUCCCAACCACAUCAGAGAGCGAAACAACAGAAAGUACGGCUUACUCUCUGCUAUACCGUUGCGAUUUUCCUUGCGAGGUUAUGGUUUCUGCAUGGCUACGCUGUUCUUCUUCUGUUUCGGCUCCCUUUUCUACCAGCUGAACGGAGGACCCCCUAAAAUCCUGCUGGACAUCCGACAGUAUCUCGGGGAAUCCACAUAUCUGGAUGACCACGGACCCCCUGCUCCAAGAGUGCUCCCGUUCCCCAGCCAGGUGGUUUAUAACCGGGUGGGGAAGUGCGGCAGUCGGACGGUGGUCAUCUUACUCAGGUUACUGGCUGAGAAACACCAGUUCAACCUGGUCUCCUCAGACAUUCACAAUAAAACACGCCUCACAAAACAUGAACAGGUGGAUCUCAUGAAGAACAUCAGUAAUAUCCCUCAGCCAUUCCUCUAUACACGGCAUGUUCACUUCCUCAACUUUACCAGGUUCAGGAUAGAGCAGCCUGUCUAUAUCAACAUAAUCCGGGACCCCAUCAACCGGUUCCUCUCCAACUACUUCUUCCGUCGCUUUGGUGACUGGAGGGGUGAGCAGAACCACCUCAUCCGCACUCCAGGGAUGAAGGAUGAUGAGAGAUACCUGGAUAUCAAUGUGUGCAUUCUAGAGAAUUACCCUGAGUGCUCCAACCCCAGAGUUUUCUACAUCAUUCCCUACUUCUGCGGACAGCAUCCUCAGUGCAGGGAGCCAGGAGUAUGGGCUCUGGAGAGGGCCAAACAGAAUGUGCUGGAGAACUACCUUAUUGUUGGUAUCCUGGAGGAGCUGGAGGAUGUUCUCCUGCUGUUGGAGAGGCUCUUACCUCAUUACUUUACUGGAGUACUCAACAUCUACAAGAGCCCUGACUAUAGGAAGAUGGGGAACAUGACAGGCACAGUACGUAAACAUACACCCACUCUAGAGGCCCUACAGGUGCUGUACCACCGAAUGCGCUACGAGUAUGAGUUCUACAACUUCAUCCGUGACCAAUUCCACCUCAUGAAGAAAAAAAUUGGCCUGAAGUCUGUCUCCCAACCCACCGCCUACUCACCUGCUUUUCUUCGAGAGCUGGCCCUCCGGACCCCAGAGCCCCUGGAUGAAGAUGAGGAGCUAGACACAGACCUGGAGGAUGCCAACAGCUGGCUGGUCCAUUCCUAAGCUGUUUGAUGAACAGUGGAUAUAGCCAAAAAAGCUGAUUGGCUAGAAGGCUGGAGAUAGCUGGAGGCAGCCUGAGGGCAAAGGGGAGCGUUCCCCGUCUUUCAGCAUUCCUCAAAGUGAGGUGUGUUCAGGGGUGUGCGGAUCCUGACGCUCAUGUUUGUACGGGCUCUUGUUUUCCAUCUGCAAUAGACUCCUAUCAUGACAGUCUCAGCACUGAGGACUAUAGGAGUUGAGUUAUUGGAAGGACAAAAGGCUCUAUUUAAAAAUUGACUAAAGACAAUGGGAAAUCAUGUUUUCAGCUCACUUUUGCGUGACUCGAGUUUUGCUUAAUUUGAGCUUGUCUUUAGGUUUGUUUCUGUAAAAAAAAAUCCAUCAUUGCUUUAAUCUCCAGGAGAGAUUAGCACAAGAUGUGGAUAGCUAAAUGUGUUUGGAAAUAUUCUAAAUGUUGGUCGCUGGGGUGUUUACUGUAGGAGAGGAUUUCAGAGACAUUGCCCAAGUAAGAGGUUCAUACUUUAUGAAAGGGUCAAUGUCCUAAAAGCUGGAAUGGGAAAUGGUAUCCAUAAAUUAAAAAAAAGUACCAAAACCCUUUUUUGUAUAUUAGUUGUUUAGGACUGUUGUAAGUGCCAAACCUCACUAAGAGUUCCAUUAACUGACAGGAACCUCUGUGCACAGCUGGUGGAGUUGUGACGUAGUCAAGUCAGUUGUUAUAAUAUUGAUUUAUAACAUUUUGUUUAAUUUGUAAGAUAUUAUUAGGUAUAAAUGAGGGUUAAACGGUAAGCACUCAAUUAUGAAUUCAGAGAAUUCCAACUGUGUGUGCAUGAACGAUUGAGUUUGACCAAACCAGCGGUGUAUUUUAGCAUAGAUUGAUUGUUUGGAUAAGGUCAUUUGUUGAGAAUAUAGGCUGGGUUUAGAGUCAAACACUAAAAAAAGCAUUCAUGGAGCGUCAUUUGUUUAAUCCAAAGUUGAAAAGAUUGAGUUUGCCAAAUACCAAUGUUUCUACUGCGAUGCAUUACAAAACUGUAUUAUACUGCACUUUCUCUGAGGUGACUUGUCCUGAAAUUCUGCAGCAAAAUGAGGGAUUUGGUCACAAAACUGGAUACUGAUUUGCCUUCAAUUUCACGUAGGAUUACGUUACUGUUUAAGGGUUUGUUUUCCCAUUCAAAAAUAUUAUCAUGUAAGUGUGAAGUGUUACCAAUGCCAGCUAACACUAAUUUCUAAUUCUCCAGCAGCUAUUCAGAGUGCAUGUUUUUCAUCACUCAUGUAAAAACCAGCCAGAGAACAGUAACCAUAAGCUAACAUGUAACUGUCAUCUACACAUUUCACUCUACCAUCCUUAUAUCCAUUGUCUGUACCUUUUCAUUGUCCUGGUUUGUGUUCAGUGUUUCCUUUUUUGCCAGUUUUAAUUUAUUAUUUUUUAUUCAUUUGCAUUCCAGAUAAGAUUCUCAGGAAGGAAAAAAACUGUUUGAUAACUUAAUCAUUUGUAUCUUUGGUCUCUGGUGGCUAUGAAACAAUUCUUGGCAUAUUAAGGGUGUCUAGAAUGGGUUUAUAUCAACAGCUAAAAACUGGUUAACAACAACUAAUGCAGUCCAUCAUUUUACAGUCUUCAAAAUAAAUGUCCUCUAACUAUUGCA
Molecule: messenger RNA, 3247 nt
Organism: Morone saxatilis (striped sea-bass)
Lineage: Eukaryota; Metazoa; Chordata; Actinopteri; Moronidae
Gene: usta
Product: uronyl 2-sulfotransferase a
Exons: 8
Coding region: 402-1616 (404 amino acids)
Cellular component (GO): membrane
Molecular function (GO): sulfotransferase activity
Source: RefSeq, a predicted model, not a curated record